Molecule: messenger RNA, 1773 nt
Organism: Mesorhabditis spiculigera
Lineage: Eukaryota; Metazoa; Nematoda; Chromadorea; Rhabditida; Rhabditidae
Source: the annotation of a GenBank genome assembly
AUGAUCAUCAAUACCGAAGGAGACUGGAAGUCAACGGUCAAGGCACCGCCCAAGGACUUGCGCAUGAAGACCAAGGAUGUCACCUCGACAAAGGGACUGGAAUUCGAGGAUUUUCAACUGAAACGCGAGCUGCUCAUGGGUAUCUUCGAGAAAGGCUGGGAGCAGCCGAGCCCCAUUCAAGAGGCCUCAAUCGGAUUGGCGCUGAAAGGGCAUGAUGUGCUUGCUCGUGCGAAGAAUGGUACCGGGAAGACGGGCGCUUUCGCGAUUCCGCUCAUCCAGAAGCUGGACGUGAACAAGCACAUCAACGUGAAGGUCAUGGUCACCACGGGCGGCACCGAUCUACGUGAAGACUUGAUGAGGCUGAGCGGUGUGGUCCACCUCAUCGUCGCUACGCCCGGUCGCAUCCUAGACUUGACCGAGAAGGAAGCAGCUGAUCUGUCCGAAUGCAAGACUGUCGUCUUGGACGAAGCAGAUAAGCUGCUCUCGCAAGACUUCCAGGGCGUGCUGGACCGCCUUUUCAAGUACCUUCCCAAGAAGGAGGAUCGCCAGACCAUGCUUUUUUCGGCCACCUUCCCCAACAUCGUGGAAUCCUUCAUGCAGAAGCAUAUGACCAACCCGUACGAGGUCAACUUGAUGGAGGAGCUGACGCUUCAUGGCAUCACGCAGUACUACGCCUACGUCCGCGAAGGGCAAAAGCUGCACUGCCUCAAUACCCUAUUCAAGAAGGAUCCGCGAUAUAAAACGGCGCUAUGGAAGGACGAGGACAAGAAAUUCGCCUACGUCUAUAUGGAUAAGAAGUUCACGUUUGAAUGGCCGAAAAUGUUCGAAAUCGACGACGAGAUGAGCCAAAUUGAGAAAUACAAGAGCCAGAUAGACAAACUACAGCAGAACGCUCGAUUUGUGAACCGGGAUCGGGCGAAUCUCUUCUCGCAUAUGGAAUUGAUCUUUCCACAACUGCUAAACUCGCUGUCGGAUACCAGCGAUGAAGUGUUGCUGCUUGAUCUACACUUGAUAUCCGAUCUUUGCGCUCACAAACAAGAUUCCGCAACAGAACUCGGCAGCCUCGAUCCGAAGACCAAAGAGCAGCUAGCAAACCACUCGAGUCUACUCGUCAAGUUCGCUAUUUCGCUGAUUGCCAUGUUUCGUGCCGACCGCCAAUUGUUGAGCGAUAGGGGUGUACUAAUUAUAAGACAAUUGUGCUUGUUGAUCGAGCCGACUCACAUCUACAGAUGCCUCUGUGUGUUACUCAUGGCCGAAUCGGGCGUAGCGUUUGUACAAAGUGUGGUGUCGGUGCUUCAUUCUGUUCUAAUGACGUCUACGGAGCUGUUUUUGAUGCGCGAUCAAUUGCGGAAAAUGCCGGAUGAGUACACUCAUGCCGCAGAGCUCGUGCAUUAUUUGUCGGAGGUAGACAUCACCGUCGAUAUUUUGAUGGAAGUUGAUAAGCUUGUCAAUUUGAUCGAGAGCCCGAUAUUGGCUUUCGUUCGUAUGGAUCUACUACGAGCCUGUCAUCGGGAGCCUCUCUGCGAUGUGCUAACAGCUUUGUUGAUGUUACUUCCCCAGACGGAGGCCUUCAAUACCCUACACAAGCGCAUCCAAGCCAUUCCCUCGUUUAGUACUUUCAAGAAAGACGCUCCACCAGCCGACAAAUUCAACCUGAACUUGUCUGCUUUGAAGAAUCUCUACAUUGAUUCACUGCAGAAGCAACAAAAAGAGGUCCGUGAGCGUCAUCGCUCCCUGCUCAUCAGGAGCGCUCUAGGCGAAAAAGUCCAGCUG